Porites lobata is the source of this 1101-nucleotide messenger RNA. Lineage: Eukaryota; Metazoa; Cnidaria; Anthozoa; Scleractinia; Poritidae. The record is from the annotation of a GenBank genome assembly.
AUGGCGGAAAACGAACUGAAAUGGUACGAUAUCUUGAGGCUUCUUUUUUUAACCAUUUUAAGCAUUGCCGACCCCAUCACCGAUAUUCUUACACUGGUGCAAUUCUACCGCGCAGAUCACAAGACAUGGUUCGGUGUGGGGCUUACAUUCAUUAUUUUGCCAAGUUUGUAUUUUCUUGUUUUUAACUUCUUUCUUCACGCGAUGACAAGAAUGCUUGAAAAAGACUGGGGCCAGUGGGAGGCUUGGGAAUGCAUACAAGUUAUAGUCCUUGGAUGCAAUCCCUUCCUCCCGGCCUGGCUGAAACUUCGAACGCUUUAUUGCUGCCUGAAGAAGAAGUUAACAAAACUCUGGCAAGGUAAUAUAAACAACAACGGUGAAACCGAUGAAGACUUGGGUACGCUACUGCCGUUGAGCAAAUUGGCUGUUCUGUCCGAGGCCGCUCUUGAAUCAGCUCCUCAGUUUAUUAUCCAGUUGCAUGCCAUGGCUGUUCAACAGGAAUCCGCGGCGAUCGUUCAAAUAGUUUCCCUAUCUUUAUCUUUCCUUAGCAUCGUUUGGGCGUCUACUGUUGCUGAUGAGCUAAUUCACACUGAACUCGAACACGGAAGCCUCAAAUUCAGUGUAAAAGAUAAAGUUCUACUCUUCGUAACGCACAUAAUUAUUUUAAGCAGUCGACUCUUUGCAGUUGCUUUGUUCACCGUAAGCUUCAAGUGGUGGGUUAUCAGUGUUUUGAUCCUUCACAGUACGGUGAUAACAAUAUCUGGCAGAGGUUGGCCUUGUACAACAAAAAGCUUUAACUGCUACGUCGGCCAUUUUCAGUGGGUUAUGUUUUUCGGCGUCCAUUGGCUACGAGAUGAUUUGUCGUUAAUUCAGGAAAAAAAGAAACAUUUAGGAAGAAUACAGUUGGUCUCCAACGCGCUAUUUGUGAUAGAAAACAUCGCCAUGGUCCUGUUGUUUUAUUUCAGUCAUUUCCCUCACUCCUGGUACUCCUUACCAGUCAUCAUCUGUGUCUGUUUGUUUGCUGUUCUUGGAGCCGUAAUGAGGCUUACUCUCUUCUCUUUCAAAACGAAGGAAUCAGAUGGUCGCGGAGCCAGGAGUAACCAA